CACAAAUUUCUACUAUACAAACGUCACAUUUUCUCUACCAUUUGCACAUCCCAAACUUGUUCCAACUAGAAGCUUUCUAAAACAAGCCAACCAAAACUCCAAUGGCUUUCACACAACUGAUCGAUGAAGAUGAUCACCAAGAGCUAAGUCAAGAUACAAAAGAGUUCUUAACCACUCUCCCCAAGAACAAAGGCUGGAGAACUAGACAUCUCUAUCUGUUCCAAGGCUUUUGGUGCCAAGCCAAGGAGAUUCAGGCCAUUUUAUCAUUCCAACAACAUUUUAGAGCCCAGGCCAAUGAUAUAAUCGUUGCUAGCAUUCCCAAAACAGGCACAACAUGGCUAAAAGCCCUCACUUUCUCCGUCGUAAACCGAAACUUGCUUAGCCUUGGAGAGAAGCAUCCUUUGCUUACCUCGAAUCCUCAUGAUCUUGUUCCGUUUCUUGAGUACAAUCUUUAUGCUAACAACAAUAUUCCCGCUGUUUCUGAUUCUACUUCUCCUCGUCUGAUGGCCACUCACGUGCCAUUUCAGGCAUUACCCGACUCCAUCAGGAUGGAAUCGGGUAAUGCCAGGGUUGUGUACAUCAGUCGCAACCCUUUUGAUACUUUUAUCUCUAUUUGGCAUUUUAUGUCCAAACUUAGGCCCGAGGAACUCGGGCCAUUUUCCUUCAAAGAGGCCUUUGACACGUACUGCAAAGGUGUAAUCGGGUACGGGCCGUAUUGGGAGCACAUGCUGGGGUACUGGAAGGAGAGCCUGGAGAAUCCUGACAAGGUCUUGUUCUUAAAGUACGAAGAGAUGAAAGAAAACAUAACGGUUCACUUGAAGAGGUUGGCCGAGUUCUUGGGCUGUCCUUUUAGUGCAGAGGAAGAGAAGGCAGGGGUGAUCGAGGAGGUAGCUAAGCUCUGUAGUUUCGAAAAUCUGAAAGAACUGGAUGUGAACAAAAAUGGAAAAAGUAUUGCCAACUUUGAAAAUAAGCACUUGUUUAGGACGGCAAAGGUGGGGGGCUGGAGAAAUCAUUUUACUCCAUCCAUGGUUGAGCAGCUUUCGACGUUGAUGGAACAGAAGCUAGCGGGUUCUGGCCUGUCAUUUAAUAUUUAAGGUUUAGUUUCAGUCAUGAAAUAAAUAGUUGCAAGGUUUUAAUGAUUUACAUAAAAAAAACCUUUGCAACUGAAUAAUGUAGUUAUGAUGUUUGAGUAUGUUCAAUCAUGUACUAUGUUUGGUUUGAGUAUUAAUUCUGUUAUGAAAAUGUCUGGUUGCAGACUUGCAGUGUUUUCUCUAUGAUGUAUACAUAUAUCAAAAGUUGUGCAACUAUUUUAAGUUCUGAUGUU
This is a messenger RNA of Daucus carota subsp. sativus, 1324 nucleotides long. Its product is annotated as cytosolic sulfotransferase 15. Gene Ontology annotation, biological process: sulfation. NCBI's taxonomy places the organism in Eukaryota, Viridiplantae, Streptophyta, Magnoliopsida, Apiales, Apiaceae. The record is from RefSeq and is a predicted model, not a curated record. Gene Ontology annotation, cellular component: cytoplasm. The transcript has a single exon. The coding region runs from base 102 to 1094 and encodes 330 amino acids. Gene Ontology annotation, molecular function: sulfotransferase activity.